AUUGUGUAUAUAGGUCCCAUGUCUGCCCCUCCCAAUGUUAGACGAGGAGCUCUUCCUACCUGCGACUCUCCUUAACACCGCAUAUGGUUAGAGUACGGACAAGGCCGCCGGGGAACGCCGCUCUGCGGUGGGCAGCUGGCUGUGGCGAACAUUGGACACCACCGUCGAUACGCGCAUUGCGGCCGAGAAGCAUUGCGACGAAUGCUGCGGUACGAGAACCAAGCGUUGAAUUUCCAGAAGGUGUUCCCCCAGCACCAGUAGCACCACGACGUACUGGGCUGGAGCGCAAAGAGGCCAUCAAGAACGCAAAGCCAUUUUCCGACUUUUUGACCGACACGUUCAAUAGGCAGCAUGACUAUCUGCGCAUCAGUAUCACCGAGCGGUGCAAUCUGCGAUGUCUGUACUGCAUGCCAGAAGAGGGCAUCCCACUUUCGCCGUCUGCAAACAUGCUCACCACGCCGGAGAUCUUCUACCUAUCGUCGCUCUUCGUAUCGCAGGGCGUCACCAAGAUCCGCUUGACGGGCGGCGAGCCCACUGUGCGCCGUGACAUCGUCCCAUUGAUGCAGCAGAUCGGCAGCCUACGCCCGAAAGGUCUACGAGAACUCGCACUCACAACGAAUGGCAUUGCAUUACACAGAAAGCUCGAUGCCAUGGUAGAAGCAGGUCUGACAGGAGUCAAUCUCAGUCUAGACACGCUAGAUCCGUUCCAGUUCCAGAUCAUGACGAGACGGAAAGGCUUCGACGCCGUCAUGCGGUCCAUCGAUCGCAUACUGGAGAUGAACAAGCUCGGCGCCAACGUCAAGCUCAAGGUCAACUGCGUAGUCAUGCGCGGGCUGAAUGAGCGAGAGAUUUUGCCUUUUGUCGAAAUGGGCCGUGAGAAGGAUAUCGAAGUGCGCUUCAUCGAGUACAUGCCUUUUGGUGGAAACAAGUGGAGCGAAAACAAGAUGAUAAGCUUUCAGGAGAUGUUAGACAUUAUACGGACAAAGUACCCUGGACUCAGGCAUAUCCCGGGGCACAAGAACGACACCAGCAAGACGUACGAGGUCCCUGGCUUUGUCGGCAGGGUUGGUUUUAUUACGAGUAUGACCAACGACUUUUGCGGAACAUGCAAUCGGCUGCGCAUAACGAGCGACGGCAAUCUCAAAGUGUGUCUGCACGGCAACGACGAGGUCUCACUGCGUGACCUCCUGCGGCAAGGCAACAGCGGCGAACCCAUUGAUCAAGAAGCAUUUGAGCGCAUCAGGCAACUCGAAAUGGAUCGCCACGAAGGUCGCCUGAGUGAUGAGACCAUCCUUGGGUGGGGCCAACGAGAGCGCGAGCUCCUCGAUAUGAUCGGCAUAGCUGUGAAGAAGAAAGCCGAGAAGCAUGCUGACUUGAACGACCUCGCGAACAUGGAAAAUCGACCCAUGAUUUUAAUCGGUGGGUGACGUGGAUUUCUUUUCUUCAACUUGGUCAGGUUGGAUGCUCUUACGAUUCAUGGCGGUUAUUGCAUAGUUGGCGUACGAGCGGU
This is a messenger RNA of Cucurbitaria berberidis CBS 394.84, 1510 nucleotides long. Its product is annotated as molybdenum cofactor biosynthesis prote. The transcript is spliced from 2 exons. Lineage: Eukaryota; Fungi; Ascomycota; Dothideomycetes; Pleosporales; Cucurbitariaceae. Gene Ontology annotation, biological process: Mo-molybdopterin cofactor biosynthetic process. The record is from RefSeq and is a predicted model, not a curated record. Gene Ontology annotation, molecular function: 4 iron, 4 sulfur cluster binding; GTP 3',8'-cyclase activity; metal ion binding. The coding region runs from base 84 to 1427 and encodes 447 amino acids.